ACAGAAAGUGAAUCAGUGUGUUGCAGAAAAGAGUAAAAGGUAUUUAAUUUUCACAACCUCCAAGCUUACCGACCACCACCCAUUUCUCUUCACUGGUUGUGUUCUCAAACCCUAGAAAUAUAAAACACAAAUACCCAAGUGGAGUAAUUGGGUUCAUCCAACAAACCCUAGAGAGAGAAAGUAGCAAUACACAAAGCACAGUCCCAGAAUCUCAGCUCAAACCCGGAUCGACUAUGGCGGCUUUUUCCCCUUCCAGGUACUUGACAGCCCUUUCUUUACUCUUUCUCUACUUCAAAACCCUGUCCGCAUACCCAAAUUCGUCCUUUUCUUUCAAGAAUUUCGAUAAAGAUUCGAACUUUGAGUCCCAACUCGCUCUAUACGGUGAUGCCAAGAUCGAUAAUGGUGGUUCGUCCGUACAACUCACUGGGUCGUCGAGUUCAAGCGCCGGGCGACUCAUUUACAAGAAACCCAUCAAGCUGGGGGAAGGAAACCCAAAGAGAAUGGUGUCUUUUUCGAGUUAUUUCUCGUUUUCGAUUUCGCCGGAAAAUGGUGAUGGUUUAGCUUUUGUGAUGUUUCCAAUUGGGUUUCCUUUGAAUGUAUUCGAUGGUAGCUCAUUUGGGUUGUUGGUUGAGAGGAAAAUAAGGGUUUUUACUGUUGAAUUUGAUACAUCGAGGGACGAUAAGUAUGGUGAUUUGAAUAGCAAUCAUGUUGGGAUUGAUAUCGGUAGUCUUGUAUCAGUGAAAGUGGCCAAUGUGUCUUCUAUCAAUUUGGUACUCAACAGUGGUGAGAAAUUGCAAGCUUGGAUUGAUUAUGAGGUGGGUUCGAAGCGAUUAGAGGUGAGGUUGAGUAAAUUAGGUGAGAUUAGGCCAGAGAAACCACUGCUUUGGUGUCCAUUCGAUUUGUCACAAAUCUGGAGAGAAGAGGAGGUGAUUGUGGGGUUAAGCUCAUCAAAUGCAAAUUCUUCACAAAAAUGUAUUGUGCUUUCGUGGAGCUUCAAGCUAAGGCAAGUUCCCUCUUGGAUGCAUUCUCAACCAUUGGAUCCCAAGGCUUUUUCCGAGAACACGAAAGCUCUGAGAGUUCCUAAGAGGAGUGAUUGUGUUCAGCGAGUUCUUGGUGCCCUGAUUUUCGGCACUGGGUGCGGAGCAUUGGGGGCAUUUCUAGUAUUGUUGGCGUGGACCACAUUUGGGAAUAGGCGUCCGGUGGUGCCGGAGGAGUUUGUUAUGCACCCUGUGGAAUGUGAUUACAAGAAGUUCAAAGUAGUAGUGGAUAAACCCAUGGAAGAUGGUAAGAAGUAGGUGUUUGACUUUGGUUUAGUUGAAUGUUUUGUGUUGUAAAUUCAUCUUCUUUCUCCCCUUCUUGAAUGUUGUUGUUUUAUUUUGUUGCUGUAAUUUGAUGAUCAAUCAUCAAAAUGUAGUUUUACUAAAUAUUGUCCAAUGUUCUGAUCAUUAAGAUGCAGCAUCAAAUUGGAAAAAUGGAGUAUCAGCACUCUUAUUGUUUAGACA
Cornus florida is the source of this 1502-nucleotide messenger RNA. RefSeq names its product L-type lectin-domain containing receptor kinase VIII.2-like. Gene Ontology annotation, molecular function: carbohydrate binding. Lineage: Eukaryota; Viridiplantae; Streptophyta; Magnoliopsida; Cornales; Cornaceae. The record is from RefSeq and is a predicted model, not a curated record. The transcript has a single exon. Bases 234 to 1295 code for a protein of 353 amino acids.